Molecule: messenger RNA, 2453 nt
Organism: Plectropomus leopardus (leopard coralgrouper)
Lineage: Eukaryota; Metazoa; Chordata; Actinopteri; Perciformes; Serranidae
Product: prostaglandin G/H synthase 1-like
Biological process (GO): cyclooxygenase pathway; response to oxidative stress
Cellular component (GO): neuron projection; cytoplasm
Molecular function (GO): prostaglandin-endoperoxide synthase activity; heme binding; oxidoreductase activity, acting on single donors with incorporation of molecular oxygen, incorporation of two atoms of oxygen
Source: RefSeq, a predicted model, not a curated record
ACCCGCUCUCUGAAGUCUCCGUCCCACUUUCCCUUUUUGUCCGUGUGACGGCAGGUAGAGGCGCAGUGCGGCGGGGCUGCAGCACUCACACGCCGGACUCAACCUGUUGGACUGCUGCUCCAAGACUCCCUCUGCGCGUCCACAAACAACUGGCCCUCCUCCUCACAACUCUCUCAACCACCUGGAUGUGUUUGCGCACUCUUCUUUUUACAGUUUUUAUGAGUUGGAAUGAAAUUCUCCUGAACUGAGGCUGCUGUAAUGAGAUCCUCUGUCCUAGGAUCAGUUUGCGCUCUGCUCUUGCUGUUGCGGGAGCCUGCAUGCCGCGGUGAUGAGGUUACCUCCAGCACAGUGAACCCAUGCUGUUAUUUACCCUGUCAGCACCGAGGUGUGUGUGUGACGUAUGGCGAGAACAAGUACGAGUGUGACUGCACUCGGACCGGCUACAGCGGAGAAAACUGCACCGUCCCCGAGUUUUGGACCAGAGUGCGGCAGUUCUUGAAGCCUGGCCCAGAUGUGGUGCAUUACAUUCUCACCCACUUUCGCUUGCUGUGGGACAUCAUCAACUACACCUUCCUACGGGACGUCCUCAUGCGGCUGGUUCUAACAGUGAGGUCCAACUUAAUACCCAGUCCGCCGACCUACAACUCAAAAUAUGGCUACCUCAGCUGGGAGUCCUACUAUAAUCUGAGCUACUACACUCGGAUUCUCCCUCCUGUGCCAGAGGACUGCCCUACACCAAUGGGGGUCAAAGGCAUGGCUGGGCUGCCUGACCCUGAGCUGCUGGUUGAGAGGCUGCUGAAGAGGAGGACGUUCAGGCCCGACCCUCAGGGCUCCAACCUCAUGUUUGCCUUCUUCGCGCAGCACUUCACACACCAAUUCUUUAAGACCUACAACCGCAUGGGUGUGGGCUUCACUAAGGCUUUAGCACACGGGGUGGAUGCCGGGCACAUUUAUGGAGACAACCUGGAACGUCAGCUCCAGCUCAGGCUUCACAAAGAUGGAAAACUCAAGUAUCAGAUAGUUGACGGCGACAUGUACCCUCCCUCUGUAGUGGAUGCACCCGUUAGGAUGAGCUACCCCCCUGGGAUCCCUCCCGAGGGUCAGAUGGCCAUUGGUCAGGAAGUGUUUGGACUCCUUCCUGGUUUGGGGAUGUACGCCACGCUGUGGCUGAGGGAGCAUAACCGCGUAUGUGACAUCCUGAAGGCAGAGCAUCCCACCUGGGAUGAUGAGCAGCUUUUCCAGACCACACGCUUCAUCAUCAUUGGUGAGACAAUAAAAAUAGUGAUCGAGGAGUACGUGCAGCAGCUCAGCGGAUACCUGCUGCAGCUCAAGUUUGAUCCCACUCUGCUGUUUAACUCCAACUUCCAGUACGGGAACCGUAUCGCUCUGGAGUUCAGCCAGCUCUACCACUGGCACCCCUUGAUGCCCGACACCUUCGUUAUAAACGGAGAUGAACUGACGUACACGCAGUUCCUCUUCAACACGUCUGUUCUCACACAUUACGGUAUUGAGAAGCUUGUGGAUGCUUUCUCUCGACAAGCUGCAGGACAGAUCGGUGGUGGCCACAACAUCAACGCUGUUGUGACCAAAGUGGCUGUGGGGGCCAUAAAGGAGUCCCGCCAACUCCGCAUACAGCCCUUUAACGAGUACAGGAAGUAUUUUAACCUCAAGCCGUACACAUCCUUCAGACAAUUCACUGAUAACGAGGAGAUAGCGCGCAAGCUUGAGGAACUCUAUGGCGACAUUGACGCUCUUGAAUUUUAUCCUGGUCUGCUGUUGGAGAAGACACGACAAGGGACCAUAUUUGGAGAGAGCAUGGUGGAGAUGGGCGCCCCCUUCUCCCUUAAAGGCCUUCUGGGAAACCCGAUAUGUUCUCCAGAUUACUGGAAGCCCAGCACCUUUGGGGGCAAAGUUGGAUUUGACAUAGUGAACUCUGCCACUCUGAAGAAGCUGGUCUGUCUGAACACCAGGACGUGUCCUUAUGUGGCGUUUAGAGUACCAACAGAGGAGCAGUCACACAGAGGGAAGGAUGACAGUGAAGUAAGGACUGAUGAGCUUUGACUCUUUGCAGACACCUGAGGGUUAGGAUUUGAGAAGCCUAUAUGAAGGUUAAAGAGGCUGCUGCUAAGAAAACAAACACAUGUUGAAGAUGUCUGUGCGGAGAACAUACAGUCACGUUUGUUUGAACAGCACUGAAGAAUCAUACAGGACUCAGGGCUCAAUAUGAAAACUCACCUCUUCCUUAACUUGCUCACUCUGUCUAACACACGAACAAACACAUCCGUGAGGACAUUAGUCUUUUUUUUUUCAAUGCUUUGUGCCUGAGGACUGAAAAACCAUCAUGUUCCCACUGUCCAGUAAAAACCAAGUAUGUACUGUCUGUAGGUUUAUUUUGAAAAAAGAAAAUUGCAACGCUAUAUAACCAUUAAUUGGAAUAAAACAAUAGACACAAA